This is a messenger RNA of Penicillium cataractarum, 1038 nucleotides long. RefSeq lists its product as uncharacterized. Lineage: Eukaryota; Fungi; Ascomycota; Eurotiomycetes; Eurotiales; Aspergillaceae. The coding region runs from base 1 to 1038 and encodes 345 amino acids. The record is from RefSeq and is a predicted model, not a curated record. The transcript has a single exon.
AUGGACGAUUCCAUGAAUCCAGAUAAUCUUAAGCGAGAACCAAGAUGGGAGGAAGGUGCAUCCAUCGUUAGUUCAGAGCCGUCCGUGACAUGGGGGACGGACGGAAACCCGACACCAGUGGCUACAGAGACUUCGCAGAUGGCAGCAGGUCAAAGUCGAGCAGCAGAUACCGCUUCAUUACCAGAAGGGUUGCUCGAGAGCUCAUUUACGACUACCACCAAUGGGAUAUCCACGACGCCAACCUCGACUAGCAUUUUAUCUGCGGUGUCUGAAACAGCUACUCCGCUGAUCACGAUAUCGACAUUCUCAACUACAUCGACAGAGACACCGAUGACUCUCUCCGGCACGGUCAGUACGACGAGUGCCAGUACCCUUCAAACAGCAGCCCCCGGCGCUUACUCGGGUGGAGGCGGCUCGGUCAAAACCAAACUCGCCAUUGCCCUUCCCAUCGCAAUAGUCGGUCUCAUCAUCCUAGCCCUGCUAUUCUUCUUCAUCCGUCGCCGAAAGCGCCGCAACGCCCGGCAACCUUACGAAAUGAGCGGCACCAACACACCAGGCGUCUCAACCGCCGCUCUGAUGAAUACCACACGCAAGAUAUCCAUUGCCUCUCCAGAACCCGCAGCUAUGAAUCUAUCCCGACUACCAGUCAUCGAUGUCACACGGAGUCACGACCACGAACCGACACCCGGCUCUGCCUCUGCACGCUCAGAAGACGAUCCACGCACAGAACUCGGAAUCGCCAUGGCAGUGCCCGUGGAUCAACGACUCAGCGCUACGGAACAUGAUCUACGUGACUUCAGUCGCCCGGUUUCAUCGGUUAGUCGCCGCGUGAGCAAUGGGCCGUCUAGUGCUGGGUUGGUGAGUGUGCGGAUGCCGUUUGAGAGUCGGAGUGAGGAUAAUGAUGGGGUGUCGAUUAUUUCGGGGGAGCAUGGGCGGACGGAUCAUGAGCGUGAUUUUGAUGAUAUGUCUUCUGUUUCGUCGUUUGAUGAUGAGCAUGAGCGUGAGCGGAUUGAAGGUCAAAGUCAGUCGUUCCGAUGA